Messenger RNA from Exophiala oligosperma, 2113 nucleotides. RefSeq lists its product as uncharacterized. The transcript has 2 exons. Gene Ontology annotation, biological process: proton transmembrane transport. Gene Ontology annotation, molecular function: antiporter activity. NCBI's taxonomy places the organism in Eukaryota, Fungi, Ascomycota, Eurotiomycetes, Chaetothyriales, Herpotrichiellaceae. Gene Ontology annotation, cellular component: membrane. The coding region runs from base 1 to 1731 and encodes 576 amino acids. The record is from RefSeq and is a predicted model, not a curated record.
AUGGCGGAUGCGGCGAUUCCAUACGAAGAACCAAGCAUCAAUACCAUCCUGAUCCAGUCUUCCUUCCUUUUGCUCUCCAACACCGUCAACACCGUUCUUGAUCAUGUCGUGUACUGUGGUCUUGUGGGACAGAUCUUCCUCGGUAUGGCAUGGGGAACACCUGGCUGGAAGCUAUUGUCUCGUACAUUUGAACAGACGGCCACCCAGCUAGGCUACCUGGGACUGAUAUUCAUUGUGUUUGAAGGUGGCCUGGCCACUUCGGUCAAGUCUGUGCAGAAAAACUUGGUCCUCUCCGUGUGUGUUGCUGCCACAGGCAUUUUACUCCCCAUUUCGUUCUCUUUCUCUCUACUUGCCAUCGCCGAUGCCAGCAAUCUUCAAGCCUUUGCUGCUGGAGCGGCUCUAUGUUCCACCAGUUUAGGGACAACCUUCAGUUUAUUGAAGACGACGGGUCUAACUACCACUCGAUUGGGUGUAGUUCUUACGAGUGCUGCAAUGCUUGAUGAUGUGGUUGGUUUGAUCAUGGUACAAGUCAUAACCAAUCUGGGCAGUCAAUCAGGAAGAUUUACUGCCUCAACUCUCUUACGACCAAUCUUUGUGUCUCUCGGUUUCGCCAUCUUAUUGCCCAUCUUCUGCAAAUUUGUGAUCAGCCCUGCAUUGAAAAAGUGGUAUGAGAGCAAAUCCACAUUUCCAAGGUGGUGGGAGAGUGCUACCAAACGAGAAUCGAUUUCGUUCCUGUUCCCGGCUGGAGUAUUAGUGGCUUUUGUUUCCGCCGCAAGCUAUGCAGGUACUUCAGCACUGUUUGCAUCUUAUCUUGCUGGUGCUCUUCUGGCCUGGAUCGAUGAGCAAAUUGUCGAUGGCGAAUCGACUUCGCCGUCCAACAGCAACCAACAACAGUCAACCCCGGCACCAGAGACAUCGAGCGACCUAGUCAGAAGUGAUGAAGGUACCUCGACAGCUCAUUCAGAUACGGAUAUCCCGAGAGGGACCUCUUCGGCUACCCAAGCAAAAGAGAGUCUUGACAACUCGGACAAUCAGCCCAGCUCCAACGCGCGUCUGCCAACACCGCCGCCAGAAAAGGAUCAUACUAUGAGUGAAAGCGCACAACCUGCAGAAUGUCCAGAGCAAUCAUUCCCAUCUGAAGGGCUCAGUAUGCGCAUAUACAACCAAUAUUACAUCCAAGCGGUCGACCGAAUCCUGAAGCCUCUUCUCUUUGGAUCAAUCGGUUUUGCGAUACCCAUCACCAAGAUGUUCCGGGGGACUAUCGUCUGGCGUGGAAUCGUGUAUGCUAUUUUGAUGGCCGUCGGGAAGUUGUGCUGUGGACUCUGGCUCGUCCGCUUCACGACCGCAGACCCUUCCUCCAGGACCGAGACAUCUGACCAAAAGAGGAAAAUUAAAGGCCGUAAUAAAAAAGGCCGUAAUAAAGCGCUCCCUCGGCCUAAAUCUCUCUAUCCUGCGUGGCUCCUAGGUUGUGCAAUGGUCGCCAGAGGUGAAAUCGGGUUUUUGAUCUCUGCCCUAGCCGCAAGCAAUGGCAUUUUCACCGCCGACGGAGAUAAUGUCCAACCGACUUCUGAAAUCUACCUCAUCGUGACGUGGGCGAUAUUAUUAUGCACGAUCCUUGGGCCGAUUGCCCUCGGACUUUUAGCGAAGAGAGUCAAACGACUUCAGAAAGAACGAGAUCAAAAUGGAGAUGCAGGAAUUCAAGAUCCUCUAGGAACAUGGGGUAUAGGUUGAAUUCAAAAGUCAGAGAUUUGACGAUUUCAUAUUGAUGUUUAUGAACCUCCGCGGAAAAGAAAAGGACUUGGAUACCUUUCAGAUGAGAUCAAUCCCAACAACGCCUUGUCUCGUCAGACCUGCCAGACGCUCAACAACAAAACAGCACGAGUCUAAAUCACCAGUCCCACGGAGCUGGUGUCAAUGAAGGACGUAUAUUUACUUGGCAAACAUUUUGUUCCUGUUCCCAUUCUUACCAUCACCGUUCAAAAAGUCCGCCAGGUUAUUCAACAUGGAUGAGGCACCAUUCCGGACACUACCACUCCCCCGCCCCGUAGGGGCAGCGGCCCCUCCGUUUCGACUUUGAAUAUCUGACUCUGAGAGUUCAUCUGGCUCGACGAAC